Molecule: messenger RNA, 477 nt
Organism: Adineta ricciae
Lineage: Eukaryota; Metazoa; Rotifera; Eurotatoria; Adinetida; Adinetidae
Source: the annotation of a GenBank genome assembly
AUGGAAGAGGAACAAUUGCAGCAUGACGUUUUUAGGUUCGACUCGCAUUACAAAUUCUUUAGUCGCCCUGGAAGCUCAAUCAACCAAGUUGGAUCACUUGAAAAAUUAACGGAUACCACGGAUAAGAAUCUUAAUUCUCAGAUUGGUCUCGAUGAGUAUAAUCUUGAAGAGAUUCAUAUUAUUAACGAAACCAUGACAAAUGAACAAACAAAUACGCAAAAUGAAACUCUUCGUGAUCUACAAUCAUUAUCUGUUGAUAGUCAAAUAAAUAGUCUUAGUCCUACUGAACCUUUCACAAAUAAACAAACGUUAUCAACAAACGAGCAGGAACUACUUCCAAAAGCAAAUUCCUUUGCUACUGUUUCUAUUUCUGAUUUUGAACUUAACAAUCUGGAUAAAACACCGUCGCCUCCACCUACAUUCUCAAUAAAAACCUUUGGUUUUACCAGCGAUCUCCCCACCGCCAGAGGACAAUGA